Messenger RNA from Mercenaria mercenaria, 1231 nucleotides. RefSeq lists its product as uncharacterized. The transcript has 7 exons. Bases 454 to 1173 code for a protein of 239 amino acids. NCBI's taxonomy places the organism in Eukaryota, Metazoa, Mollusca, Bivalvia, Venerida, Veneridae. The record is from RefSeq and is a predicted model, not a curated record.
ACAUGCUUCUUUUCGGUAAGUCAAGUUUGUUAGCUCAACCGAUAUAUAAUGAUAUUUGACUGUAAAAGAACAUUGAUAUGAAGAAUGGAAGUUUUACAUAAACGUUUUUUUUUUCUCUUCUAUUGAGAUGCCGCAGCAGUAAAAAAUAUAAUAUAUAUCUGUAAACUGUUUUUGUAAAGUAGUGCUUAAAUCCUUAAUCAUAUCACUUUUCGUCCUUGCUAUUAAAUAUGCUAUGGAUUUCAGUUUUUACUGUAAUAUUUGCGCUGCCUCAAAAUACCCAUGGAUCUGAUCAGGCUUGCCAUGAUAUUGACCAUGACGCCUGCAUUGCCAUGGCAACACAAAAUGCAAAAAUUUGCUUGGAUCCAAUAUUAGGAAAAAACAGCAUGUCCAAAAUAUUGUAACAACUGUCCAAUAACCUGCUACAAUUGUACUACAUCAAAUCCUGACACCAGCAUGUGCCAUUCAGUAUCUUGUCAAAACGGCCAGGCCUGUAUGGUAAAAGAAGUGAAACCUCUGUUGGGUGGAUUGAGUACUUACACAUUAGGCUGUGAACAGAAAUCGGUUUGUGAUGGGACUAAGAAAAGGUCUAUACAGUCCCGUUCUGUGCACAUAGACUGCUGUUUAUCUGAUCUAUGUAACAACAUCAGUCCACCGACGACACCCAUGCCGACUACAAAAUCGUCGUUUACAACCACACCGAUACCCUCGCAAAACGCCGGCCAUUGGUCCGAAUGGAGUAUUUGGGGACCUUGUCGUAAUGGUUCAGAUGGUAAAACUGGAUAUAAGGAAAGAACACGAGUAUGUAACAUUCAGCAGAACAACAUAUCGCCAACUUCCUGUUUAAACGGAUCUACAGAAUAUUACAGAGCUCCUUGCACAUGUACACCACCUCGGAUUGUAAACUUCACAGCGUCAGGAACAUGGAAAAUUGGUGGAGUAGUAUAUUUACGAUGUGUAACCACUGGGAAUCCUAAACCAAGUGUAAACUGGUUGACAUUGUCUACAAAUAUCUUACCAGUUCAAAUGGCAGGCAAUGAUAGUUCUUCACUGAUGAUAGGACCAAUUACACAUCUACACGACGAUUUGUUUAAGUGUGACGCAUCCAAUAGUUGCGGUAAAACAGAUUCCAAAAUCUUCACCGCACCAUCAGCUUCGUCACCAAUAAUAGGAUAAAUCAUGUCAUGCACGUACUGUUAUUAAACGGUUUAUUCUGUUGGUCAUAAAUCAUUAU